AUUUGCAAAAUAAUGUUGAUAAAAUUCCUUUGUUGCCUCUUGGCUUUAUUAAUGUUGGUUUCUGGACAAAAGCUAACUUCAGCCAACUUGAGAAAAUGCAACACCAUGCUGAACCAACUCGACUCUAAAAUUCAGGAGCUUAAAGCAAACUUGACCUCUGUUAACGCUGAGAUGAGUUCUCGGAUGUCCAGGAGUAUUGUUGGUACUGAUGCUAUUUAUGCUAUGGAUGCUACUCUUCCUGCUGGAACUCUGAAAUGUGGUCGACAGGAUAUCACAGGUUGGACUACAAACUUAGAUUCUUACUAUGCUGCAGGCAGCUCGACUUUGGUGUCUAAUACUUAUUUUUCAAAUGGUGUGUUUACUGCUCCUAUUGCUGGUUACUACAAUAUCUGUGGUUUCUUCAGAUUCAGAAACUCUGGGGUUUCCAACGACGUGAAUUUAUAUAAGGGAACAACAAUAAUUGCUUCUUUUGGAGAUGCGAUACAAUAUGAUUGGAGGUCAACUGGUACAUGCACAGUACAGUCUCUAGCAGCUGGUGAUACUAUUAAAAUGAGGCAGGAUUCUACAGGAUCUGCUGAUUGUAUUGAGGAAACUGGUUGGUUCUACGCUAGGUUCUCUGUUUAUCUUAUCAUAAAUUCAGCUUAAUCCAGGAGUCCAAAUUAAACCAAUCAGAGAUCAGAGUUCUGGUUUCAAUAAACUGAAUAAUGAUUUAUCAUUGGUGAUCUGGUUAAAGAAUUGCAAAGCUGUGACUAUGCUGGACAUAUUUCUUAUUCUUUGUUUAGUAUUUAAUUACAACAUAUGAACUAUAACUUUAAUGUACUAUAUUAGAAAUUAGGGAAAUGCUUUAUUGACUAAAUAUAUCUUAUAAAAAUA
This is a messenger RNA of Eurytemora carolleeae, 873 nucleotides long. RefSeq lists its product as uncharacterized. NCBI's taxonomy places the organism in Eukaryota, Metazoa, Arthropoda, Copepoda, Calanoida, Temoridae. The transcript is spliced from 8 exons. The record is from RefSeq and is a predicted model, not a curated record. Gene Ontology annotation, molecular function: protein binding. Bases 13 to 645 code for a protein of 210 amino acids.